Messenger RNA from Megalopta genalis, 16227 nucleotides. NCBI's taxonomy places the organism in Eukaryota, Metazoa, Arthropoda, Insecta, Hymenoptera, Halictidae. The record is from RefSeq and is a predicted model, not a curated record.
GAAAGAUGCAUCGAAUUCGUGCGGCUUGUAAUACGACGAGAAGUAGAAUUGGUAUAUCAUGACCAGACGCGCCAGUUGUUUCCAAUUCAAUAGUAAUCCUUUCUAACCUAAUUUUUCUCAAAAACGGAGCCUUGAAUAAAUUGCAUGUAUAAUCACCCCAUCGCCGGUUGUAUACGAUUCACCCACGAUACACCCUGUAUAUAUUAGGAAAAAUUAGGGAGAAUUUACUGUAUUUAGAAAACACAUCACGAGCUCGAUAUACGUUUUCAAUGAACAGAAUACAAUGAAUCGGAAAAGCUAAUAAUCGUAUAAGUGAUAAACGCUUACAACUCGAUGCGCACUUUCGACGAUACGAUGCCAUAAAACUCGCGGACAUAACCUAGACCGAAUGAAAAACCGCGAUUUACGUUGAACAAGAAGGCGCGCCUGAUACUUUCGGAGGGGAGUGUACGUGCACCGUGUACGCUAGUGCGGCGAGUGCGCGAUACCGCGGGAGAACAGUUCGACGGUGAAAUUGUGCCGAAAGUGACGAUGAUACACGAGUUAGAAUAGGCUGACGCGGAGCUGACGCAGCCAUGCCCACGAAGAAUCCCGAGGCAGUGGACAUUCUGGAAGCCCUUGAAUCGAAUCUCGCAUACAUUCCAGGCGGACGCGACCGCGAGGGAAGACCUUUGAUCGUCGUGAACGUGCCGUCGGAACUCCAGCCGAACACCAAGCCCAGAUUGGAAUCUCUCGUUGCCUAUUUCUUGUCCAUUUUUAGCGAGGAGACGAAGAGGAAUGGGUUAGUCCUGCUGGUGGACGCACGGAAGGGUGCAUGGCGCGUCGCGAGGUCUUGCAUAAGACUGUCAAUGGUUCUUCUCGGGCCGUGUGCCGCCUCUGUGAUCGUCGUGCGACCCGAAGGUUUCUGGGACAAACGAGUGGACAGCUGCACCAGGUCUCAUAAGGAAGGAGAGCCGACGUACCUAAUCCUGACGAGGCUUCCCCUUCACGUGGAUUACGCGCAAUUACCCUACGAACUGGGCGGCAACAAAUUCUACGAUCACACGGAGUGGAUUCAAAACCGCGUGAAGGUGGAGGACUACGUCAGGGAUGCCGCUGAUCUCGUGUCGAAGAUGACGGACCUCCACCAAAGAAUGACCAGCUUGGACGCGUUCCGCAUGCUGGAAUCGGACGAGGACAUAGAAUCCUAUUGGGAGACGAGCACGGAAUUAACAUCCGUGGCGGGUUACAUCCUACAAUCGGGAAGAAGCCUGGUGAAUUCGACGAGCAGGGCGUCCGCGAAGGAUGUCUCGGACACGACGAAACGAAUCCACGAGCUUAUCGAUUCCAUCGAAUUGAAGAAGGUGGACAUUGAAAAUUCCUGGUCCGAAAUGGAAAGGAACCUGGACACCGCCAGAGUAAUCGGCGAUCUCGAGAAGGGUGUGUCCCGCGUCACCGAUUGGAUCCUUGGGCCCGCUGACGCAAUGCUGAAUUCCUGUUGCCAGGUCGGAUUCGACGUUUCGUCCUCGGAGGAGCUGCGAAGGCGGCACGAGGAAUUGGAGCUCGAAUGCAGGGAAACGUACGGACGUUAUGCGGAGUUGCUUCACAAAAUCGACAGCCUGCCGAGCACUCGUCUAUCCGAGGAUUUGAAGUCGCAGAGGGAUUUCAUGGACUUCGUUUGUCGGAGCUUCGCGACCCGGCUCGAGAGGCGGCGGAACGUGCUAAUUACUUCGCAGAGAUUCUUCAGACUGGUCUCCGAGUAUUUCGACAAGACCAGCGAGGUGUUCGAUAGAUUGGUGAUGGGCAACAGGACUCACGACUUCUCGCAGGCUAGCGGCAAUCUGCUCAAGUUGCAACAGAGUCAGGCGAAUCUUGAAUCCCUGGAAUGCGAGCUGGUGAAGGAAGGUGAGAAAUUGUCGGAUAUACUGUCGAUGCCUGUGAAGGAUGCCCUGGGCCGAGAUGUGCGAGUCGACUACGGCGAGGACAUAGUAAAUGUCCGAGAUAUUUUAGAUGCGACAAAUGCGAGGAAGAAUAUUUUCAACGACAGCGUGGAACUGCAGAAGCUGUCCCUGAAACAAAUUGCGUUGAUAUAUACUUACGAAAUGGAUACUGAACAGGCUGUUAAAUGGUUGAACGAUUUGUACAACGUUCUACUGAAGAAUCAUAUGGAGAUUGGUUGCAACGCGAAUGAGAUACAGAUGCAGAAGGAGGAGCAUCAGUCGUUUCAGGAAACCGCCAAGGGGACGUACGACUACGGAUGCCAAUUGGUAAAUGGCGCUCGGGUGUUAAGGUUGUCCUGCAGGCUACCGUUGGACACCAACGCGACCCUCUUCUCCAAGUUACGCCAGGCUUGGAAGCAGCUGCGAUCCGUUGGACAGGAACAGUUGACCAGGCUCAGAGUUUGCGCCGUGUUUCACAGGAGCGUCGAGGAUCACUGUUCGAAGCUGCGCGACCUAAUCGAGGCGGUGGGAUGCCUGCGUCGCUCGGUGAAGACGGACGAUCUAGUAGCGGAAUCUCGAGACCGAGCAGAGAUAAGAGACAUCUUGGGGGACCGCGAGAAGCUGCUCCUGGAGGUCGGCAGAAUGGUUCGACUAGGUCGGCUCCUGCGGACCAGGCUAAAGGAGCCUCUAUGCCAUCAACGAAUGUCUGAGGCCGAGGAUGGCUCGGGCAAAGCCAGUAACCUGACAGCGGUGGAGGCGAUCUCGGCCCGACUGGCGGAAGUGACGCGGCUCGCCGAGAAGCUGGACGCCAGAUUAUGCGAGGCGGGUGCCAGGACUCGGCCGGUCCCGAUCUCGUCCUCCGCCAUGUCCUCGACCUCCUCUCUGUUCUCGCUGCCCGCCUCCGUCGCGUCCGCGUCCGCAACAACGACGCCGUCCGCGACGAUCAUUCGACCGAUAUCGCCGGGAAUCUCGUCGAUCGCCGGCGCAGCCUCCGCGACGAUGAUAAGCUCGUCCGCACCGGCGCCACAAUUCCAACCGAGGUCCGUUUCCACGUUUUCGACCGUCAAGGGAACGUCGCCGCCUUCUUCUUCGACGACGACGACGACGACGACGAUACCAGCGGCGGAUAUUGGAAGCUGCGCCGGUGUCGAGAGAGUCCAGUCACCGGUGAUGGAGGCUGCCGCGAAGUUUGCAGAACCGGCUGGGACUGACAACGAUCGGAUGGAUUUCUCGGAUCCCGAUGGACGCAAGCAGGACGACAGCGUUGCCGAGGAUAUCGUUGACAGAUCCUGCGACGAAAGUACGAUCGACGACUCGAACGUGGAGUGUUACGUGACGGCCACCGAGUGCUCGACAACUCCGACGGGACGUUCGAGGAGCGAGUCCUUCGUCGCGUCAGAAUGGGAAGACCUUGCUGCUCCAGCAACCAUGACGCCUGCGUGCGAUACUUGGGGGAACGUCGAGGAUUCGAAACUCGCUGCCACCAACACAACAACGUCGUUGUCGUCGGUGAUUAAGCACGCCGAACUUCCAAAGGUUUCCGAAUUGGAGAAGAAGAUGGCGUUGAUCGAUGUUUCGAGACCGGAAAUCUGUGAGUCGAACGGAGAAAAAACGGUCGACAAGUUUGUCGCUAUGGAAAGGAUAGUGGAGGACAAGUCCGGCAAGAUCGUGAAGGAAGUGACGGAAACGACAACUUUGCGCGUGUCUCACGACACUCGGCUGGGAGUGACAUCUUACAAAGUGAUAUCCAACACCGUGCAAGAUCAUCGUGAAAACGUUGAUGUUAAAGAAAUCGAAGAUCUGGAACGCAUCGUGACACCGGACGCCUAUGAGAAAACGAAUGGCCACCAUCGCGAACCGGAACUCGGAUCGAAAAGUGAAUCGUACAGCCGCCGUGACGAGCUGUCGACGAGAACCGACGACGGCGAGCGAUCGAUCAAAUUCACAAAGGUCAGCGAGCGAAGAGUCGAGGAGGAGAGGCCGGCGGCGACGUCUCCGGCGGACGGUUGCAAGGAGAUGACGUUGACCUUGAAGGAGUACACCAGGCACCACGAGGACAGCGGUAUCGAGAUGUCGCCCACGAAGAGGGAGGACAGCCUGGAGGGUCAAGAUUUCCUCGAGAAGGCGAGGAAGGGUGGAAUCGCGAGAAUGGUGGACGGGCACGACGCGAUGGAUGCGACGGAGAAUAGUGAUGGACCUCGUGAGAAGGAUUCGCGAUCGGUGGUGGAGAGCAACGAGGAUGCGCCGCAACAAACCGCCGCUCCGACGACCACCAUAAGCACCAUAGCCGUGCAGAGCGGUGAAACGCGUCUGGUGAUCGCUCUACUUCAAAGCGGGGAAUGGCUCAGGCUGAAGGUGUUAGAGGUGCAGCCGGAAUUAACGAAGCUCGGUUCCUCUGUCGAAGAAGCUACCGAGUUUUCGAGCGCACACGACGAAGUUCUGCUUCGAUUACAGAGCAAACAGAGCCCGGUGGAGGAGCUGCUUCGGCAGGCCGAUCAGUUGAUAUCGAACCAAAGGCCGCGGGCAGAAGUGUACGCCGCGAUGGCGGAAACUUUGGGCCAGGCUUGGCACGACGUGAACGAGCUCUUAGAGCGGCACAAGCAGAUCCUCGACUGCAACGUAUUGUUCCAAUGCCGCGCGGAGGAGUGUCGUGAGAGCAUGAGGGCCCUCGAGAUGACGUGCAACGACACGUUGCUGCCGAUCGAGAUCGAGGCGGUGAAGAACUUCCUGUCAAAGAUCCACGAUCUACGGAAGAACAUGCUGGAGGCGCUGAUGGGCGCGUUGCAGGAGGGAAAGAGUUUGUUGGACAGACUGAAAGAAAUCGCGAACGAGGGCACUUUGGAUUCCAGGCCGGACAGAAUUAAACUGGAAGCCGAUCACGCCGUGAUAAAAGUCGAAAGAUGGCUGGAAGAGCUCCACGACAGAAGACAAUUGAUCGAAACGUCAUUUCGUAGUCGAAAGACUCAAUUGGAGCAAUGCCUGGCUCUCGCUCUGCUAGCCACCGACCUACGUGAUCUCGAGGAGAUCUUGAACGACAGAAUCGCCGCCCUCUCGAGCAGCUGCGACCAGCUCGGCGAUUCCGCGUCCAGCGCGGAACUGCUUCUCUUCGAAUUGAAAAAGCUGCAGGCCGAAGCCAAGGAAUUCCAAGACAGAUCGAUCAAGAUAACGAAGUCCACCGAACGAUUAGUGUCAUCCGGACACUUCGCCGGCGAACAGGCGACGGAACAAGCUUACGCGAUCCUCGGUGCCGCGGCUGAUUAUGUCAACGACUUGGAUCAGUAUGAAUCGCUGUUGAACAGGGCUAUAGCGUUUUUCGAUUCUGCGCGGUCGGCCAUUACGAAACUGGAUCAGCUUGAAAUCCAGCUGGUGACGACAGAGCAUCCGCCGUACUCGUUACGGUUAGCUCGGUUCCAUGCUCAGACAGUGACCGCCAUAGAAGAUGUCACCUCGAAGCCGUUGACCGAAGGAUACGGCCUCCUCGAUGUUACAGGACGAGGGGCUCCCGGUGCCGAGGGCGUGAAGCGCAUGGUGGAGGAGCUGGAGAACCGGAAGAUCCGUUUGCUGGAGCGUUGCACGGCCCACGAGAAGGAGAACCUCGAGAUCUCGAGGAUCAUAAACGGAUUUCUGGACAAGCACGACGAGCUUCGUAAAUGGCUGAUGAGCAUCCCGGAGGCGUUUCUUCAGGGCCACCAGGACAUGGGCAGCGACGUCGCGAUGGCGAAGGACUUCUGCCGGCUGCACCGUCAGCUGUUGAACGACGUCGAGCAGAGGACCGUGGAGGCCGAGCGUCUCGAGUUCGAGAUCCGACCGAUCGCCGAUCGAUUGGAAGAGCUGCAGAGGAUGGAGCUAGAAUCGAAGGCCGCGGAGUUGUUGAGCCUUUGGAACCGGACGCGGAAUCUGCUCGCGAAAAGAAUCGAAUUGGGCAGCGUCUACCUGCAGUUUCACCUGGACGUCGAUGAGCUGACGAGGGAGAUCGAGUCGAUCGAGAACGAGCUGACGAGGCCGGCCGACCUUCUCGACGCUGUGAAAGUCGACGAGCUUCAGAGACGAUGGAACGAUCUUCAGUCCCUUUACCUCAGGCUCACCGGAAACGGGAAAGCGUUCUUGGACGCGGCCGUCAAGAUCGACGAUCCUUAUCUGGACGUGCACAGAGCCUGCCUGUGCGUGCAAACGCUUCUAGACAGGUUCGCGAACAAACAGCUGCAAUUGAAGAGAAUUACCAGCGAGAUUCUGAUCGAGAAACGUAUCGAGUACGAGCGAAGAAUCGAAGAAAGUACAAAGACGUUGGAGACGGUUGUGAAAUACAGCGAGCAACUGUAUCCAAUAAUAAGGACCCUGUCCUCCGAGGCGUCGGUAAUCCUUCAGGAUCUACAGAAUUCGAAGGCACGCGUCCCAUCCGAAUUGAUCAAAUCCGCGAACGAGUUGGAUUGUCGUAUCGCGAGCAUGAUGUCCCUGGGCCAGAAAGGCGAGAGUCAGAUCGCCGAGGGGAUACUGAAGCGACUCGAGCAGAUGCAGGAAAAUUUACGCUCCACGGCCAGAAGUUACGAGACUCUGUUGGACUUAAUGAUUAGCGUGUGCCAGAGCAUGGACGAGGUCAAGCACGACAUCGACCAAUUGAAGCUCCAGGCGGAGCGAGCGAUGUCCUUAAAGAGCCUGAUCGAGGUGGAAAGCAUCACAGGCGAGCUGGCCGCGAGGCGGAAAUACAUCAGCGACAGAUUGAACCAUUUAAAUGGCAGGAUGCAAGAAACGAUAACUCGAAUCCGGCAACAGGAGCCGCCGGAAGCCGGUGUCCAGGACGUCGAGAAAUUGGAACGCGCUAUGCUGUCGAUCGGCUUCGAUUUCACGAACUGCGAGCGUCAAAUUGAGAAGAUCGAGGAGCAUCGGCGAACACGCGUCUUCGUCGAGGACUUGGAGAGGAUCCACGGCGAGCUGCGCGAUCUGAACGAACAUCUGAAGAACGUGGAAGCUAGGAUCGGCGAGAAUCUACAGGCCGCCAAAGCUGCCGCGUCUUCUUUCGCGCAGUUUGAGAAGACUGUCUCGAUUCUGAAGGAGAGAAUCGAGACGUUCGUGAGAACCACGGAGGAGUCGAUAAUGCUUCUGACACCGGAGAUCGCGAACGACGUUUCCUCGUUGAGAGAACGAUGGAGGAGCUUCGAGACGAGGGUCGCCGAAACGAAGAGACGGAUGAACUUGUGCGAGGAGUACUUCGUUCUUCUGGACGAGGCCAGGGAGUGGAACAGAACCGGUAGCAAACUGCUGAUGGUGAUCGCGAGGAAAGCUACCACCGUGAAAACGCCGGCUGAUGUUAUGGAGCUUAUUCAGGAAAUGGAGUACUACGCGAAACCUGGCGAGGAGAUACAGGAGCAGAGGAUCGAGAAACUGAAAGGGUUGUCGACUGUAAUAUUCGGAACAGACAGGCUGCCCCAAUUCAGCGAAGUGAUACUUGAGAACCGACAAAUGCUCGACUCGUUCUCCGUCGUCUCCUCCGAGUUGCAAACGUUGAUGGAAAAUCUGCGGAACGCGGAGGACAUACGGGAGAAGCUACGAAUAGAGAAGCAGGAAACCGACGAGAGGUUGCAGGCCGCCAAAGUCGAAAUGGCCGCGGCGACCGCUGCUAGAGAAGAAGCGGAGAACGCGAGGAAAAUCGCGGAGAAGCUCGCGGCCGAGACGUUGCACAAAGCGACCGCGGAAGCGAACAAGUUGAAGGAAGAAAGGGAGGCGCAGACAAUCUCGACCGCGCCGCUGUGUUCCGUGUCGGCGCAGACAGAGCAAAUCGAGACUACCGAUGAAAGCUUUGUCCAGAAAACAGUCACUUCUGCUGUCACCACUAAAGAAAUACAUAUUUUGCAGAAGACGGAAAUCGAGAAAACGGUUCCAGCAUUGUCUCGAGAACCAAGCCCGGCGAAGAAAACCGUCACCGAAGAAUCGCAAGAAAGAUUUUACGAAACGAUGCAAGUGGACAGCGUGCCACCUCUGGCUCCGGAGUUCAUAGUUCCCCUGAACGAUGCAACCGUGCAAGAGGGCGAGAAAUUCACGUUCCAGUGCAAUCUCGUCGGCCACCCCCUGCCGGAAGUGGUCUGGUACAAAGACGGAAUCUCGAUUUUAAAUAACCCCGAUUAUCUGACGACUUACCACCACGGUCUCUGUACGUUGACAAUUGAAGAAACAUUCGCCGAGGAUUCUGCUAAAUACACUUGCAGAGCGUUCAAUAUCGCCGGCUCUGCCGAAACUUCUGCCACGUUGACUGUCAAAGAAACAGCGCCGGAAGAGCAAGCCAGUCCGCCGGUUUUCGUGAAGGAGUUGACAGCGUCGGUGGUAACGGAAGGCUCUCCGCUGCGAAUGGAUUGCACCGUCGAGGGCAAUCCGCUGCCAACGGUGCAGUGGUAUAAAAACGACACGAACAUCGACAAUUCACCGGACUACGUGAUCACGUACAACAACGGCGAGGCUGUGUUGAAGUUCGAGGAAGUGUUCCUCGAGGACAAGGCCACUUACACGUGCAAAGCGGCGAACCGUCUGGGCCACGCUUCCACCUCGGCUUUUCUCGAUGUGCAAAGCCCGGAAAGCAACAUGGAGAAGCCACGUUUCACGAUACCUUUGUCGAACGCGAUGGGCCGAGCAGGUCAGAGGGUGAAACUCGAAUGCAAGGCAACAGGAAAUCCGCUGCCGACGUUUACUUGGUACCACGAUGGAAGACCGGUGGAGGAAACCAUGAAUAUAAAGAUACAAACGGACGGCGGCCAGGCGAGCCUGAUCGUCGCGGAGGCGUUCGCGAAGGACGCCGGAUGCUACACGGUCACCGCGAGAAACGACGCCGGUGAAGCCACGGUUUCCUGCAACGUCUCGGUGAAAGGCCGGCUUCCUCAGGAGACCAGCGACUCGGAGCUCGCUUGCAGCGACAUGGAGCCCGUCGUGCCCAAGAUACAGAUGCCCCUCAAGGACCUCAGGGCCCAGGAGGGCAGGUCCGUCCGCCUGGACUGCGUCAUCGUCGGCCAACCUGAGCCGGAAUUGUUACAGGUGAUCUGGUACCACGAUGAUCAACCGGUGAAGGAGUCCGCCGACUUCCAGCUGUUGUUCCAGGGUGACAAGUGCUCCUUGGUGAUCCACGAGGCAUUCCUGGACGACGCCGGUGUCUACAAAGUAGUCGCCAUUAAUUCUGGCGGCGAAGCAUCUAGUCAGUGCACUUUAACGGUGACACCGGUUUCCGUUCCCGACGAGACGGAGAAGGUGCAACCGGAAGCCGAAGAAACGCUCGCCGCCGGCUCGCCACCGAAAUUUGUGAAGCUGCCGACGGACUCGUUGGUGGCCGAAGGCGAGAACGCCAUCUUCGACUGCGCGGUGAUUGGAGAACCGAAACCGGAACUGAAAUGGUUCUCCGACAGCGGCGAGAUCACCGGAAACGACAGAAUUUUGAUCGAGCAGAAAGAAGACGGAACCGGUGUGCUGCGACUUUUGUCCGUGAUUCCGGAGGACCGGGGCAACUAUAUCGUGAAAGCUGUGAACGUUCACGGAAAAGCGAAGGCAUUCGCCAGGUUGGUCGUCAGAUCGUUGGGCGAUUUCCGACGUAAAGAAGAAUUCGUGCAGAUGGAGGAGAAACUGAUCGCGCCGACGUUCAAGGAACGGUUCGAGGACAGAAUCGUGCCGGAAGGUGUUUCCACGAAAUUCGAGUGCAUCGUCGUUGGAAAACCGUCACCGAAGAUCCAAUGGCUGUUUAACGAUCGACCCGUCCAUGGCAAGGAUUUCUUGGUGUCGGUCAGCGGGGAUCGUCAGGUGCUGACCAUUCCGGAGACCGGAAGCACGCAUGCCGGCACUAUUUCCUGCGUGGCGGAGAACGCUGCUGGCAAAGCGAUUUGCAGCGCUCGUCUAGAUAUUGGUGGCUGGCCGAGGGAGGAGGCGAAAAAGGAGUUCGAGGUAGCCGAAGAGGCCGAGAGGGUGCUUGAACUAGUCGAAACUCUGCCCGCCGAGGAAGACAUGCACGCGGCGAGCACCAGCGACAAACACUUCUCCUCGGAGAAGAUGUCCGAGGCGGGUGGCGAGAAUCAAUCGGUGCUUACCAAGAUGUCGCAGACGAUCACCGAGUCAUCGACUACCCAUACGACCACGAAAAAAGAGUUUAUCUCGUCGACGAUGUCCUCGACAUUGGCGAAGGCCGGACAGGAGCCGACCAGCGUCUGCCUCAAAACCACCAUUCACAGCACUGCCCAGUCGUCGUCGGAGAAUGGUGCACCUCCUGUUAUGCAGUCGUACAAAGUCGAGGAACACGAAAAGAUCGUACAGGAUCAGCCGGGUGAGAUCCGACAGGAGAAGACGGUGGUGGUGUCUCAGGACGAGGAAGGGAUCAAACGCGACAUGAAAGCGGCCUCGCAGGUGCCGAAAUCGACCAGAAAAUCGACAGCGCCCAGAUUCGUGUCGCCGAUCACAGGAAUGAUCGUCGAUCAGGGGACCGACGUCGUUCUCGAAGGAAUAAUCGAUGGAUAUCCUCCGCCUUCAAUCACAUGGUCGAAGAAUGGUCAGGAGCUGAAGUCGAAGGAUGGCCUGGCGAUUAGUUAUGCGCACAAUCACAUCCGACUGGAACUGAAAAACGUGAAUGUUAAGGACGCAGGCCGAUACACCUGUUCCGCGAACAACGAUGUUGGAUCGGCCAGCAGCACAGCCGAUCUAGUUGUCAAAAAAACGAUAUUCCCACCCGUAUUCGGCAGAAGGCUUCAGGCCCAGGUGGUGAAACGUGGCGAUCGUGUCAACAUGGAGGUGGAGAUUACCGGAACCCCGGAACCAACGGUUUCCUGGUUCAAGGACGACAUACCGAUCAAGGAACGCCCGCCCGAAUUGAGAAUGAAGCAGCAGGGAAAUUGUUACAUGUUGAUUAUUGACAAAGCUGAGAUGCAUCAUUGCGGCAAGUAUAUGGUUCGGGCGACGAACGCCGGCGGGGAAGCUCAGAGCAUAGCCGAUUUUGCUGUUUUCGAACCAACGCCUGACACGAUGGUCGAGGUCCACAAAACCCUCGUCUAUGAGAACAUCCACGACAAGAAACAACUUCAGUCCGACUUGAAGAAGAGCGAAGCGUCAUUUUCCACGAAACAGACAAUCUCACAGCCGGCGAUCGCGUCGACGCAGCCGAUCCCGACAAUAAAACCGCCGCCGUUGGUCUCGUCGUCGUCGAUGUCGCAGACCACGCGGACGGUGGAGAAGCUCGAGAAGCCGGAGAUGUCGCGGUCGGAGACGAUCUCGUCGACGUUGGAGUCGCACCAGACGGAGACCAAGUCGGAGCAGAAGUACCACAUGAAACUCGAACACAAGACGCCGCCGAUCAUCGACGCUAAAAAAGAACCGGAAACAAUAUCUAAACAGUUCAUCCGCGAGGAGAAGAAGCUGGCCGAGACGAAGAUCGGGGAGCCGACCGGUCUGUUCGAGUCGAAGACGACGACGGAGAACGAGAACAUAGAGACGUCGACGAUAGCGAAGAAGGAUGCGCUGAGUUUCUUCGAGUCGAUGACGAAGGAGUCGACGACGGAGCCGGCGUCGAAGGGGCCGCCGAAGGAGAUGAUCAAGCUGGUGGACGAGACGGACGGCCGGGAGGCGAAGGUCGGCCGGCUGACGAAGAGCUACGAGAAGACGAGCUACCAGGAGGUGAAGAAGCCGGAGCCGCGUCCGCCGGAGCUGCAGGCGACGAAGAAGGCGGUGCACGAGAUCUUCACGAAGCUGGAGCAGGCGGGCGGCCCUCCUCGAGGCGUGGACAACAAGCUGUUCGACUUCCCGUACGAGAGCUACAAGCCGGCGCCGGUGGAGACGAAGAAGACGACGAUACAGGAGACGAUCAGCUCCGGGUCGUCGUCCUUCCAAGGCUCGUUGAUGACAUCGAAGACGGAGAGCAAGUCGGAGCUGCUGAUGACAGGGUUCGAGCUGAAGCCGGAGCCGCCGCCGGAGAUUGGCUACAUGCCGAAGCCGGAAGAGAUGGCGAAGAAGAAGCGGCCGGACGUGUCGGUGAAGGCGAAGCAGCUGCAGGAGUCGUUCGAGAAGACCUUGUCCCCGGUAGACGCGCCGAUCGGCGGCGUCAAGAUCUUCCCGACCGCGUCGCCGCGGCUCCCGGAACCGGUGAAGCCCGCGACGACGUUCUCGGUGCCGCCGCCUCCGUUCGAGCUCGACAAGAAGGAGGUGGUGGAGGAGGUCUGCGUGAAGAGGGACGCGCACGAGAAGAAGGACUUCGCGCCGAGCUUGAGGCCCGCGUCGCCCGGCAGGCCGUGGUCCUCGUCCUCGGACGUGGAGACGAGGUCGCAUGUGUCCACCGACCUGUCCGAGUACAGGUGUCACUCGGCCGCCUCCAGUCACCAGGAAAUCCUGAGGUCGUCCUCGCCUCGACCAUCGGCGGACGCGCUCGCCAUGGAGAAGUCCUGGGCGAAGAAGUGCGCUGACUCGUCGAGGAAGUCCUGGCCGCCGCAGGAGGACGCCAAGUUCAAGCAGGAGUGGCAGGUGCCGGCGGAGGACUACAAGACCUCAACUAAAGAGUCCAGGCGGGAGGUGGAGGAGACGCCGGACGGCGGGAUCAAGAGGAUCAGCACGGAGUCGACGAGCAGCACGGAGAGACGGUCCUGGAGCACGAAGCAGGAGGCCACGGAGAAACUGGAGAAGAUGACAAAGCGGGCGCCGUCGCCGCCUAGGGUCCAACCGAUCAUUUACAACGCGGAGACGAUCAAGGUCGACCACACGGUGAACAAGAUGGAAGAGAAGUCGCUGUUCGAGAAGUACUCGAGCGAGUGCGACGUGAAGAAGUCGGAGAUGUCUGAGAAGAUCGAGCAGUUCAGCUCGAAGAAGUGGUCGGCCGGGGACGAGCUGAAGGCUCCGGGGCUGGUCAGGAGCGUGGAGCCGCCGAAGAGGCCCGCGGCGCCGAUCUACCAUCCGCCGGAGCCGAUUCCGACCGCCGUUCUGGAUCAGAUCGUGCUGGAGCCUGGCCCGCCGCCGGAAAUCGGAUACAUGCCGGGGCCGGUCACGAUUGAGAAGAGGACGGAGAAGUUCGAGAAGACUUUCGAGGCGUCUCGCGAGUACCAGCCGGCGAAGGCGGCACCAGCGGCGAUCCGGACCGUCUCCCCGGCGCCUAGAAGAGAGGAACAGCCGCCGGCCUUGCCACCCAAGGACGUUCGAAUGACUCCGCCGCCGCUUCCUGCGAAGCAGCCGCCUCCUGCGGAGCCUCUGGAGCCGUUCCCGUUCAAGCCUGUCCCUGCGCCGCAGCAGGCCAAGGCGGCGAAGAUAGCUCCCCCGGCGACUCCCAGCAAGUUCGUGAAGGGCUCGUUCGGCCAGGAGAGCGACUACGAGUCGGACAUGGACGGUCACUUGAAGGCCAAGUGGCGGCCCUACGAGAGCGACAGCGAGGAGCCGCGAUAUCGUCGAGUGCAGGCUCCGGUCGCCGCGCAGCCGGCCAGGCCGAGGUCCACCGAGCCGGAGCCUCUGCCUCCCUCGAAGUUCGAGGUUCCGCCGACAGGCUUGUCCACGUCGACGAUCAGCAAGGAACACCUGGAGACCUGCAAGAGACAAACCACCGUCAAGAGGCAGGAGAAGGAGAUCAAACAGCAACAACAGCAACAACAGCAACAGAAGUACCAGGUGGUCCAGCCGGCUCCUAUCGAGCUGAAGCCAGGCUCCCCUCCCAUCUACGUGCAGCCGGCGGCCAAGAGUCCCACGGUGAAGAAGCCCGAGUCUCCAAAGUUCAAGGUCAAGACCUUCCAGCAGGAGAGCGGUUACAUGGCCGACACCGACGAGCCUUUCCAUCAGAAGAGCUCCGUCGCGUCCAUACAGAAGAGCUUCGGCAAGCACGAGUCCUCCUCCAGCAGCUCCCACAUGGAGUCCCGGUCCUCUUACUCGGAGAGCCGGUCGGAGUUCUUCCAGAGCAAGAGCUACGAGAGCCGCCAGCAACAGCAGAGGACCGACUCGUUUGCUCCUCCGGCGCCAGUCGCCCCGGCUUCAAAGCCUGCUCCGUCAUCAGCCGCCGGCUAUCAGCAGCACAGCUGCUUCCUGGAGAAAAGCUACGGCUCCUCGAGCAGCUCGCCGUCGAGAUACGCGUCCACGAAGGAAACCGUCUACUCCGCGGAUCAGUCGCAGAAGAAGUUGGAGACGUCGAAGAAGAUUCUGCCGCCGUCCCCGAGUCCUUCGAAAUUCGUGAAGAGUGAAUAUCGUGAGAGCGACUACGAGAGCGACUACGACGGCAGAAUACCGACCCUGUGGAAGCCGAGAGGCUACGAAAGCGACGAUCAGUCUUUCAGACCCGUGAAACCUAGUCUCGCUGGUCCAGGAAAACCGAAGGAUUCGCCGGCGCUGCUGAUCGAAGAGAUUUCGCUCGAGCAGAGAUCGAAGGAGCUGGCCAAGAGGGAGGAGAAACGUGCCGCUACGCCGACCAAGCCGAAAACGGUCCUCUUGCCAGGCUCGCCGCCGGAACUGGCGUACGCGCCGCCGCAGCCUCACCGUCAGCCGCAGCCGCAGCCUCAGCGUCAGCCGCACGUCCAGCCGCAGCCGCAGCCGACCUACUACGAGGCUAGGUCCGGCGUGCCGUUCCACAACGCGAUCGGCACCGAGACGAAGAAGACGGUACGGAUGGACGAGUCGACCGAGAACAGCCGCCGGAUCGUGACGAUGGAGCAGACCAGCCGGGUGAUCAAGUUCGGCGACGGCCAGAAGACCGGCGCCGCCGAGUUCGCCGGGUUCGAGAGGCAGCGGCCGCAGUACAAGGUGCCGGUCCCGAAGAAGUUCGUGCAGGGCCAGUUCCGCGAGUCCGACUAUGAGAGCGACAUCGACACCAGGAUCAGGCCGAAGUGGGCGCCGCCGGACAGCGACACCGAGGAGCCCAGGUACAGGAAGGUUCAGCCGCCCGCCGCCAAGUCGCCGAGGUCGUCGAGCGCGCCGGUCCGGCAGGAGCACGUGGUGUCGCCGAUGGAGUUCGACCGGGGCCCGGCCGCGGCCGUUCUCAAGAGACAGACCUCGAUGAGCCAGCUGAAGGACGUAGGUCGCAGAAAGACCGAGUCCGAGGCUAGGAUCAAGAGGGACUCCGAACCGAGGCAGCAGGAGCUCAAGCCUGGCUCUCCGCCCGAGUUCGGGUUCGUUUCGAGGACCGACGUGAAGAGGGCCGCCAACCACGUCGCGUCGCGUCACAUGAGCGACAUGACCAGCAGCUUCAAGUCGAAAACCGAGAAAUUCGUCAGCGACAUCCAGUCGGAUCUGAAGCAGGGCAAGCCGAUCCUGAAGCAUCCGGCCGACAGCCGAUCCACCGAGGCUGACGAGCCGCGUACCUACAGAGAGGAGUCACGACUUUCGGAGCACGGAACGAAGCAAAUCGAUCCGGACACCGGGCUGAUAUACUUCAAGUACGACUUCGGGUACGAGUUCGGGAUCGUGUUGCCCGGCGAGGGGAAGAGGACGGUGAGCAGCGCGAACAGAACGAUCCAAGGUCAGAGACGGGGCAGCGACAUCGAGGUGCCGAUCGUCCACGAGUUCACCGCGAGAAAGGAGAACGGUUUCGCGAAGAGGAGCGGCUCGACGGGCUCGUCGGGCCGGGCCGGCAAAUCGGCCGGCAAGUUCGGCGCCUCGAAGACCGUGAAAUGGGAGCCGACGUCGGAGAGCGAGUUCUCGGAGGCGGAGGACGUCCGGAACGCGAGAAAGAGGCAGUCGCAGACGCAGACCGACGGCGGUGCCGCGAUGACGGCACCCAGCCUCCUGAUACCCUGUUCGCCGUCGCCGUCCAGAUGGGACCACACGACGCCCAGUCCGCUUUCCUUGAGCCCAAGCUUACCGAGCCUUUCCCCCAGAUACAGUAGCACCACCGGACCACCCAGCAACGUCGACUCCGCAGGAUCGCCGUGGCCGACGACAAAUGGAGUGGCCUCGAGCAAAGAAGUGAUUCAACCUUAUCUCGAAAUACUACCGAAGAAGGCUCCCCUCUUCAUCACGCCGCUGAGGGACAUCGCAGUGGUCAGCGGACAAACGGCAAGAUUCGAGUGCAUUGUUCAAGCUGAACCGCAGCCGAAUAUCUUAUGGUCCAAGGACGGUAGAAUCGUCGAGAAUUCUUCGAGCUACGAAAUCCACUAUAGAAACGGCGUUUGUCGUCUGACUAUAGUGCGAGCUUAUCCCGAGGACGCUGGCAUUUACGCGUGUACCGCGACGAACAGCUUAGGUUCGACAGUGACUUCGGCGACGUUGCAGGUGCCAGGUAACAGACGAUCAGUAUACGCGCCACUUUAACAAUGGUCGAGAAGGGCUUUGAAAAGCAAUCAAACACAAACGAAUAAAAAAGCAAAAAAAAAUAAAAAAAUAAGAAUAUCAAACGCAA